Messenger RNA from Rhipicephalus sanguineus (brown dog tick), 908 nucleotides. RefSeq lists its product as uncharacterized. NCBI's taxonomy places the organism in Eukaryota, Metazoa, Arthropoda, Arachnida, Ixodida, Ixodidae. Bases 168 to 782 code for a protein of 204 amino acids. The record is from RefSeq and is a predicted model, not a curated record. The transcript is spliced from 2 exons.
AAGCGCUUUUCUCAAGCGGCCGUGUACUACAAGAAAGCUGUCACGGCUUGUCGCGACGCAUUCCUGCAGGGAUCGCAGUUCGGAUCGGAGGCUGCACCGCUUUAAGCGAGAAAACUCGCGUUUAUGUUUAUUUAGACCGGCGUGGAUUGAAGACCGUAAUAAGGCCCAUGAUGCGUGACAUUAUUAUCAACCCGCUGACUUUGUUCGCCCUCUUGGAAGCGGUAGCGGCCAGGCCUUCACUCGUCCAGUACGGCGCCCCUAAACCGUCCAGAUUCGACGAGUUCGUGACGGAUCCUCCUCACAUACUCGGACGGGCCGGGUUGCACGAGCAAACGCUCAGCGGCAGCGAAGACGACCUCGACAUGGCCUUGAACGAAGCUCCGGCCGAACUGGCACCUGCUCAUGGACUCCGGUAUCACGACGUCGUUUACGACGCAUCGUCGGAAACGCUCAACCACUACGACGGCAGCGACAGUGAGGUCGGCACCUACUAUCCCUCCGCUUACCGGGCAGACGGACACGAAACCUCAGGUUCUACAUGGAGUUCGCUGUCCACUGGAGCUUCCAGUGUUCCUUCCGAAGUGGUCAAGCGGUCCUUGGAACCCUCAGGUCGCCACCGCCUAGUCACUGAGGCUCCAAGAAAAGCCCCGUUCUCGGUGGGGUACACGCGGGAGCAAGAUGAUUGGCUGCUCCUGUCUACGUCACAACACGACCCUCACUGGGAUGACGUCUCCACCGCAUAUCGCGUGCCGCCGUUCACAACGGCGGCUUUGCGCCGAUAGGCGUAACAUGUAGGCGUGAUAUAUGCCUCUUAUAUGAAUUGUGAUAUUUAUUUUUUUAAAAUGCUCGGCACCUUAUUUUAUGUAACCGCGUUUGUCUUCUGUGCCCAUAAAAUGGUUCGCUCUGUA